This is a messenger RNA of Fusarium venenatum, 4755 nucleotides long. RefSeq lists its product as uncharacterized. NCBI's taxonomy places the organism in Eukaryota, Fungi, Ascomycota, Sordariomycetes, Hypocreales, Nectriaceae. The record is from RefSeq and is a predicted model, not a curated record.
AUGGUCAAAACGCGCAAAGCCACCGCUUCUAAUCAAACACGAAAACAAAGAACUUCUUUGAAUCAAAAAUCAAAGAGAAAAAGAGACCAAGAUAGUGAGUCGGACGUUGAGCCGCAGUCUGCUCGUAAGCGCAGGAAAUCGGGCAUCCCCCAGCGUAGUUCACGGUCGCAUGCUCAAGUCGAGUAUCCAGACCAAGACAGCGAAGAUACUGAAAAAGAAAGUUCAGAAGACUCAGACAAACAAGAAAACACUGUCUUAAAGAGAGGCUGGUAUCUUGUUCGUGCAGUCAUUGAUGAACGGUUUGAGAGCUCAGACGGCGAAACUAAACACGAGUACCUUGUCGAUUGGGUACCAGGCUCUCAAGAAACAUAUCAGCCAACCUGGGAAUUGGCCGAGAACUUGAAUGCAGACGCAUUGAAAGAUUGGGAGAAGAAAAAGGACAAGCGGGAGCGCCAGAAGCUACGACGUGAAGCCGAGCGCCAAAAUACAAGGACCCGACGAGGGCUUCGGAGCCUCACACCUCGUACUGCUUCAGCUGAGCCAGCUGCGUUUAAUGCGAGACAACAGCUUGAGACUUUUAAUUCAUCACUUCAAAACCGCUCUCGGUCCAACUCUAUUAACCAAGGCGUGCGAACAAGAAACCGCCGCAGACUUGAGCAAGAAUCCGCCUUCUCAGAGGAGUCAGUGCCAUCAAUCGUUUCAGCGUCAUCUGUUGAUAUCGAAGCUGUAAGGUCGCUCGAAUCUCCUGCUCGACCUAUUCGAAAUUUCGCCAUUGUGUUGCGUAAGCCUGACAACUUUGACCCUUCUGAGUACCAAAGCGUUCACAGUGGCUCUCAAAGAAUCUCAGAUCUUGAAGACGAUGAUCAACGUCUAGUGUUCACAUCACAGCUGAGCCAAGACACUAUCCCUGAUUCUCAAGAUCUAUCUGGUCGUUGGGAUCCUAGAAACCUCGGGAGUCAAGCUGGUGUACAGGGACCAGAUACGCCUGGAAUUCCUGCCGAUCAACUAUCAGUAGCUGAGAGCCAUCUUGAGCAAGGUGAUCAAGGGAAAAGCACUCGCAGUCCAGAGAUUCACAACCCUGUUCAAGCCAUAGCCGACCGGAAAACCGAAAUACCUCAAUCCGUCGAUCGUUCAGCAGAACUCGACUCAUCAUCCCCAGAACCUAGCCAAAGAGAGGCCUGCUUUGAGGACGGGCAGUUAUACUACGGUAACGGAGGUGACACUGGCGUUGACAACCACUCUGACGACGAAAAUCGGGAGACCGACGGUAACCAGACCGAACAGGAUUUCGAAGUUGAUGACAGUGAGAUAGAAGAUUCUAUUCGCAACCAACUACUCGAAGACAACCAAAAUUUUCACCGCAACGAUACUGCCAACUCUGGAGCUACCCAAGAACCCUCUAACUGUACUGACUCUUACGUCCCUCCAGAUCAACAGAGUCAGUCACAACAACCUGAUAUUGAUUCCUCUUUCCAGCCCUCUCAUCAGGGUCACUUCGAUACGUUCAGUACCAAACCUUCUCAGAGACCGGGUCCCCCCUCAGAAGAAACUACACGGCUUGAAGCACAACUGUCCUCAAGUAACGACGUCUCUCGCAUUAUCCCAGACUCGCAGUAUUCAAACUUGACUGCAGAGUUGAAUCCCAACGUGCCCCAGAGUCUGAACAAGGCCCAGAUCACCCCUUUUGCUUCUCAAGCCGAGCUUGUCCCAGACUCGGCAACAACUGGUUCAGACAUCCCCUCUCAUCAACCAAAUCAGUCACGCCUACCUUCACUGGUAAGGGGAGACGCAUUUGACAGUUUCCCACCAACUGAUCAUCGAGCACCAACAUCCUUAAUUCAAGAAUUCUCUACUCCCAACAAUACCCAGAAUACACAGGUAUUUUUUACCCAACCCCAAGGAAUACACGACUCUCCUGUUAUCUCGAGCUCUCUGUCAAGGCUCGAAACUAGCCAGGGUGUGCAGGCUUCAUUGGUUUCGGGUUCUUCAUCAAAAUCGACUGGCGUACCCGGAGACUUCAACGAACUGCAGGCAGCUCAUUCACAGUCCCAGAAUUCCGAAUUUCAACCCCAGAGAGACGCCAAUAGUCAAGAACUCAGAUCUACCAGCGAUUAUCAAUUUGCCCAGCACAAACCAGGGAUUAAUUACAGUACAGAAAGACGAUCUGAACAGCCGUCUGAAACGCAUAGUGCAUCUCAGUCACCUCUAGGAACUCGAAAGAUGGAGCGCUCGUAUUCUCAGCCACGGAGCCUAGCAGCCGAUGAGCUCAAAAGCUUUGUUGAUUUUGGUACUGAUUCAGUAUUAGAUCAAGCCGGUGAUGGAGAAAGCCUAGAUGCGACAUCUUACGGAGUCUCAAAUGAGCAAGAGCCCAUACUCAGUGCCAGCACAGCUGGUCUUGAUAUUGCUGUCAGUUCUUCUGAAGCUAUCAUACAAUCGCAACCAGUCUAUUCAGUCGACCCUUGGAAACCAGAAGCUUUGGGAACUACACCAGAGGCCCCUGCGCCUUCAAUCUCGCCGGCAUCCAUUAUGGCAAACCCUCAUCGAUCAGCAGUACCCGACAGUAUGAGAGAGAUGAUCGAUCGAGCGUACAGCAAUUCAAGGGAAUCCAUCGCCCGUUCUCUCAUGAGCCAGGAACCUCAUGAUAGAACGCCAUCCAAUACUAUCUCUCCAGCAGCCAUAAGCAGGGUCGUUGAUCCUCUAGAGACGACUCACACCUUAAACUUGAUAAACAGGGGCACAAUACCCUCUGAGAUAGAUAGCCCUGGUCCCUCGAUCACGAUGGGUCAGAUUCCCGAUGAACAAGAAUCUGAUAUCUCAUCCCAGUCGUCUCAGCCAGAAGUUGGUCAUACACAACAUGUCAUCACUCUUCCAAUGCAGGCAAGUAAGCGGCCGUAUUAUGGACAGAUAAUAAAAGAUUACAAAGUCGAGAUCGAGGCUUUCAGCGCUCCGUUCACUGGCGAACCUGGCGAACAGCCUAGCAGGUUUCUUGUGCAAAAGAUCCGCGAUCUUUUUGACAGGCUGUUCGACAUUUGCGAUUAUCCGCCUAAUGUUGUGGGAACGGCGCUUGAGUCGGAGCCCAGCGCUGAUAUUGCAAAAUUCUGCUGUGAUUCCAAUCCCAAAUUUAGUUUCUUGUUCGAGCUCAUGACUGCUCUGGAUGAAAAGGAAAAGGAGAUUCUAAUCGUGAUUCGCAAUCAAGAACUCAUGCGGCUUGUUUUCGCCCUUACUGAAGUUGCGGAGAUCGAAUGCUCGGCUGAGGGCAUCAAUCGACGCACCAACUUUCCGUCAGCUACAAGGAUCACUCUUGCUCUAUGGAAUGAGGAUUUCAAUCCUUUCAAUUUCGACGUUGUUAUCGGAUUUGACUAUCGUUAUAUUCGUUCAGGGAUUGCGAUGCAAUUAGCAUCUGGUACAGGCCGGAAGUCACCGGUAGUACUUUUGAUGGUGACGACCUAUUCCGCUGAGCACGUCAGCUUGCACAGCUUGGACGAUGCGUCUGAGCUCGAGCAAACGAACGCAAUGCUUGCGUGGACCGUCCAUGCAGGGUGCUAUCUCGAAGACCCUGAACGUGGCUACGGCGAACCGCAUGAAAUUGCUGAAAUAUUCGCGGGUUACCUGAAUGGCAUCAAUGGUACAUUGAACUGGGAGCCUCAGGGAAUACCACGCGAUGUCUUUAAUAUUUUCGAGGCCCCUAUGUCCCAAAACCAACUUCUCUUUGCAGUGAACCAGUUGCAUGGGAAUGGCCAUAAGCGAAAGUUUAGCGACGGCGAGGCUGCUGAUGCCAAACGAACGCGAACACUUCCUCUUCGAGACCCACCAGUCGGUUCCAACAACCCUCCUAUGCCUCUUGCAACACGGCGAUGGCUUGACGGUGCAUUGCUUCGAGGAGAGGCCAGCAAUAGAGAGGCGACUAUUUCUGUGCGCGUGGUAGUCCUGGACUCACUCAGGGAACAGGCGGACGAGUACGAGCGCAAGGUCUCAUUAGCGAAUGAAGUCGAGAUUGAACUAAAGACCCAAAUUAACCGUCUUGACAAGGAAAUCAAGGACUAUCAGAAGGCAACAACUAAGAUUGAGUGGUCAAAUCGUGCCGCUAUUCAAGAUCGAACAGUCUUUGAAAAGGAAAAGUCUAAAGCCGAGGCGGCUUUGCAAGCUGCCAAAGCAGCUAAGCAGAAAGAGGACGAGAAGUACAAGCAGAAGAUAGUCGAGCUCGAAUCUACGAUCAGUCGUCUAAGAGAGACACCCGGAGCUGCCGAAAGGGAAGACGCACUGGCUGCAGCGCAAAAAAAGAUACGGACCACGGAAGAAAAGCUAAAGGUCGCCUUGGCAGAUGUAGAUUUCAUGAGAAGUCGGUAUCAGGAUGUCGAUUCUACAGCAACCCGGUUGUCUAACGAGGUCAAUGCAUUGAAGGUACUGAAUAAAGAUCUGGAGCAGAAAGCUUCAGAGAACCUGUUGGCUAUCCAUGUACAGCAGGCUUCUGGGGAAAGGCAGGCUAUGCAGCAGCAGAUUGCGAACCUACAAGCCCAACUCCAGCAAAGGGACGCAGAACUGAUUGCAGCGCACCAGAAACUUAAUAGUUUUGUGAAUGGGCGGAACACACGAGGAGGCAGCAUGCCUCGCAGCCCCCGCGUUCCAAGUGGAGUGAGUCCACGGCCCAGUCGGGUGUAUCCUGGUUCUGCUAGUAGAGGAACAAGUCCUUCCGGGCCUGGUACACAGUUCAUGAGCCAACAGGCUCAAAAUACCAGGUGGAACUCUCUUCAAUGA